AUGGCAACAAGACCGGCCAACCACGACCACCGCGAUGGCGAGGAACCGGCCCUUCAGCACAAGAUUCCCUACUGGCGGCUUGUUAUAGACCAAGCAGGCGUCACUCAUCAUGUCCUUCACCACGAAUACCCAGGAUCGGGCACCCAGGAGGACCCCUACCUGGUGCAAUGGACGCCAAACGACCCCCGAAACCCCAUGGGCUUCAGCGACGCCAAAAAAUGGUUCAUCACCAUCACCGUGGCCGUCGCCACGCUCGCCGUGUCCCUCGUCUCCUCCGCAUACACGGGGGGCAUGAAGCAAAUCAUCAUCGAGUUCCGCGCCAGCCAGGAAGUAGCCACGCUCGGCGUCUCGCUGUUCGUGCUCGGCUUCGCCGUCGGGCCGCUGCUCUGGGCGCCCCUGAGCGAGCUCUUCGGGCGGCAGAUCCUCUUUGCCGGCACGUACGCCUGCCUCACGGCCUUUAACGCGGGCUGCGCCGGCGCGCAGAACAUCUGGACGCUGUGCAUCCUGCGCUUCUUCGCGGGCGCCUUUGGCUCGUCGCCCCUGACCAACGCCGGCGGCACCAUUGCCGACAUGUUUGAGCCGGCGCAGCGCGGCCUGGCCACGGCCAUCUUCGCCGCCGCCCCCUUUCUCGGCCCGGUCCUCGGCCCCAUUGCCGGCGGCUUCUUGGGCAUGGACGCCGGCUGGCGCUGGGUCAUGGGCUUGCUGGCGGCCUUUUCUGGGCUCGUGUGGAUUCUGGGCGUCGUCCUCGUUCCCGAGACGUAUGCCCCCGUCAUCCUGCGCCGGAGAGCGGCCAGGCUGUCUGGCAUGACGGGCAAGCACUACGUCAGCAAGAUGGACCAUGAUAGGGGCCGCGUCACGUUUGCCGAGUCGUUCAAGUCGGCGCUCUCGCGGCCGUGGAUACUGCUGUUCAGAGAGCCCAUCGUCUUUCUUCUCUCCGUGUACAUGGCCAUUGUGUACGGCACGCUGUACAUGCUCUUUGGUGCGUUCCCCAUUGUGUACCAGCAGCAUCGCGGUUGGAACCAGGGCGUCGGGGGGUUGGCUUUUCUGGGCAUCAUGGUGGGAAUGCUUGCCGCCAUAGCCUUUACGCUCCCCUUGAACAGGCGGUACAUCGAGACGCAGCGCAAGUGCGGCGGCCACGCACCGCCCGAAGCCCGCUUGCCCGGCACGCUUGUCGGGUCCAUUGCCCUGCCCGUGGGCUUGUUCUGGUUUGCCUGGACGAAUUCCAGCUCGGUUCACUGGAUUGUCAGCAUUCUCGCGGGCGUGCCCUUUGGUUUCGGCAUGGUCCUGGUGUUCCUGAGCAUCCUCAACUAUCUCAUCGACUCGUACACGAUUUUCGCCGCCUCUGUCUUGGCAGCCAACUCCGUCUUGCGUUCUCUCUUUGGAGCCGCCUUCCCCAUGUUCGUGGGGAAAAUGUACGAAAACUUGGGAAUCCACUGGGCAUCCUGUAUCCCGGCCUUCCUUGCCCUGGCCUGCGUGCCGUUCCCGUUUCUGUUCUACAAGUACGGUGCGUCUAUUCGGGCCAAGUGCAAGUUUGCCGCCGAGUCGGCUGCCUUUAUGGAGAAGCUACGUCAACAAUCUCCCGAAGCUCCUACCGCCGUGGAGAAGAUGGACGGUGACGCCACCGAGACGGGUGCCGAUCUCUCGAGCGACGACGAGACCAGGACGGGCGAGGAAGGGACGACAUUCUCCCCCCUCAAGGUGACGCAAUCUCAUGCUUCGACACGUGGUCAAGCGGCUGCCGACACGGCGCUAUACGAUGGCAAUCCAUACAAUAUUGACCGUGUCAACAGCAACCACUCAUUUGCUAGUCACAACUAA
Molecule: messenger RNA, 1818 nt
Organism: Metarhizium robertsii ARSEF 23
Lineage: Eukaryota; Fungi; Ascomycota; Sordariomycetes; Hypocreales; Clavicipitaceae
Product: Major facilitator superfamily domain protein
Exons: 1
Coding region: 1-1818 (605 amino acids)
Biological process (GO): transmembrane transport
Molecular function (GO): transmembrane transporter activity
Source: RefSeq, a predicted model, not a curated record